Molecule: messenger RNA, 651 nt
Organism: Ricinus communis (castor bean)
Lineage: Eukaryota; Viridiplantae; Streptophyta; Magnoliopsida; Malpighiales; Euphorbiaceae
Product: histone H4
Exons: 1
Coding region: 53-364 (103 amino acids)
Biological process (GO): nucleosome assembly
Cellular component (GO): nucleosome
Molecular function (GO): structural constituent of chromatin; protein heterodimerization activity; DNA binding
Source: RefSeq, a predicted model, not a curated record
CCAUCCAUCCGAACAUCGAAGUUGACACUGAUAGCAAACAAAAUAGAAAAAAAUGUCAGGGAGAGGAAAGGGAGGGAAAGGGCUGGGAAAGGGGGGAGCGAAGAGGCACAGGAAGGUGCUGAGAGAUAAUAUUCAAGGGAUCACAAAACCAGCCAUCCGCAGGCUGGCCCGUAGGGGUGGAGUCAAGCGUAUUAGUGGCCUCAUUUAUGAGGAGACCAGAGGCGUCCUCAAGAUCUUUCUUGAAAAUGUUAUCCGCGAUGCUGUUACAUACACUGAACAUGCUCGUAGAAAAACUGUUACUGCUAUGGACGUUGUUUACGCUCUUAAGAGACAGGGCCGCACUCUUUAUGGUUUUGGUGGUUGAUUUGUUUCUUUCUUCUUUUUUGUUUUCCCCAAGUUUGAAGGGUAGGGUCAUUUGUACUAAAUUUUUUGGUUGAUUCCAUUUUUGAAAUCUUCCACAUGUUUAUUAAGUUAAUAUAUGAAUUAGACCUUUUAGUUUUCUUAAAACUACUCUCUAUCUGUUUCAAAUGUUAGCAGUUAGAUUUGGAAUUCUUGACCAAUUGUAAUGAAGCCAUGUAUUCUAAUUAUUGCUGGUAUCCUAGUGCUCUUUUUGCCUUUUGCUGGGGGAAAAAAACACCCAGAGCAAGUCCA